CUACUGACUACUGUCAAUCUAAUGUGUUCAUAAUAACACAAGACUACAGCAACAAUUAACUGAAGUUACAGGCUAUUUAUUAAAUUGUGUCGCCAGCUCCAGGUAGGCUACAAAAGUUGCACAAAUAGAUUUGCAAUGAUUCCAGUUAUAUCAUCAUUUCAACAUAUUUAUUCUAUCAAAUGGUAUCCUACAAUGGCAUAUACAUUAAUAGGCUAAUAAUACUUGAUGGCCAACAGAGGCAAAUGUAUAAUUCUCCACAUUUAGCCUAACGGAAGUGUCAUUGAGGACUUGUCCACAUAAAAAGAACCAUGCGAGGGAGUUUCAUAACCUCCAUUUCAAAUUUCCACUCGGGCAGCCCCCGAGACCCAAGAACAAAUCAUGCAUGAAGCACUUGGCUUGAUACCGUUUUCUUUAAGCAGUCAACAUCAGAAUUAAGCAAUAAGGCACGAGGCGGUGUGGUAUAUGGUCAAAAUACCACGGCUAUGGGCUGUUCUUCACACUCACUCAGCAACAGCCUGCUCACUGCCUGACAGUCAGCAGCAGGUCGCAGUGAAAUAUAUAUAUAUUAUUUAAGAAACAACUUUGAAAUAGCUCCAAAAAUUCGCAACCAAUACAUUUUCACCAGCGACAUCGUUUACAAAGUAUCCCAAUUUGUAUGUAAAACCUCAAACAUGGAAACACUGCCCUAUGUCUUGGAGAUGCAAUGCAAUUACGUUGCAGGCAAUUUCUUGGGGGGGGUGACACACGUUUAACAACCCAGAUGCAAUUGUGUUGCAAGAAAAAUAAAUUGGUCCAGAUUGUUUCGCGUGGCAUCGGUUUAAUAAGGCUGCCAUUACACGACGCAACUUGUGUUGCAAGUUUAGUUGCUCCGUGAAACACCCCCCCCUUGCAACUAGCUUGCAUCCAGUUGACACGUUUCAAUCAGAGCUGCAAGCGACAGCACAAAACAAACAUCCGGGUCACAUGAUCCAUUCCAAGGUUCAGAGUUCAACCCGGUUGUCAUGUCAACACAGCUGUCAGUGCUGCUCAGCACAACCCGCAAAAAAAUCAUCAAAAAUCACAGAACAGAGACUAGCAAUAACAGUAGAUGUAUGGAAAUGGGAUUGUACAUGGUUUUAGCAGUCAAAGAAAUAUACUUUCGAAUAGAACCCAAACCUCUACCUGACUAGUUUGAACUGAAAUUGUCCACCAUUAACUGUGCUAGCUAGCUUAGUUCGAUGCUAGCUCCAUGCUAACUCCAUGCUAGCUCCAUGCUAACUCCAUGCUAACUCCAUGCUAGCUCCAUGCUAGCUAAAUGAGUACAGGCUGCAUAGACACCCAGAGCUUUGUGCUAAUAGCGGGUUCUGGCGCCACUCGGCGGCGAAGCCAUAGAUACCGAAAGAAGAGCAUUGCCUAGCAACGAGAAAGGUAAACAAGCUCUUGCGCCAUAGCUAGUAGAGUUAGCAACCGCUCUCAACUCAACUUAUAAAGACUUAUUUUUUUGCUUGCAAAUAACGUAUUUGGAGUUUUUUUGUUAAAAAAUUGUGUUCUCAGAUGGCUGGCAAAAAGAAAGAAGUAAGCUUGCAGGCGUCUGUCUCAAACCAAGAGCAAUGGGAUGAGAUGCUUGCAACUAAAGGUUUAACAGUUGUAGAUGUGUACCAGCAGUGGUGUGGUCCAUGCCGUGCUGUUGUCAGCUUGCUGAGGAAGAUCAAAAAUGAACUGGGAGAUGACUUGUUACAUUUUGCCACAGCAAAAGCUGACAGUAUCGAUGCUCUGGAAAGGUACAGGGGGAAGUGUGAGCCCACCUUCCUGUUCUAUGGGGGGGGAGAGAUGGUAUCAGUGCUACGGGGGGCUAACGCUCCUCUCCUCCAGAAGAUGGUGUUGGAGGAACUGGCCAGGGAGAAGACUGUCCUGGAGGAGGGAGGGGAACGCAGAGUGGUGAAAGAUGAAGGUUUGAUAGAUGAAGAAGAGGAGGAGGAGGAGGAUCAAAGUGAUGAAGAUAUACUUGUUCCAGACAGUAAAUCAUACACGGUGGCCAUCAUCAAACCAAACGCUGUGGCUCACGGCAAAGCUAGUGAGAUUAUCAUGAAGAUUCAGGAUGCCGGGUUUGAGAUCUUAGCCCACGAGGAGAAAACGCUGAGCGACUCUGAAGCACGAGGUUUCUACCAGAACAAAGUAGGAGAGGCCUGUUUUGAGGACCUGAUCCAGUUCAUGUCCAGUGGCCCCUCUUACAUCCUGUUGGUCUCUCAGAGGGAGGGGUCAGGUCAUGUGGUGCAAGCAUGGAGGGAGUUCAUUGGUCCAGCAGACAUAGAGGAAGCCAGGAGGGAUAAACCUGAGAGUGACGACAACCAUCAGGCCAGGAGGGAGCUGGCCUUCUUCUUCCCCAGCUUCAGGACUUCUUCCCGGGCAGAGCAGCACGAUGAGGAAGGGCAAGUGGAGAGGACACUGGCUCUCAUCCGACCCAACAUCGCCAGGGAGAGCGGAGAUGAGAUCUUGUCUCGUAUCCACGAGGCUGGCUUCACUGUGUCUCUCCAGAGAGAGGUGAUAUUAACAGAGGAACAGGCCAGACGGUUCUACAGACGACAUGUUGACCAGGACUACUUCCCUGCCCUACUGCACAACAUGACCAGUGGUCCUGUGUUGGCUCUGGCCCUGGCCAGGACAGGAGCUGUGGACCACUGGAGGAACCUUCUGGGCCCUAAAGACGUCAGCAAGGCCAGGGAGGAGCAGCCCGACUGCCUCAGAACCCAGUUCAUGGUGGCCAGUGAGGACAGUGAGCCCCAGAACCAGCUGAACCAGCUCCAUGGCAGUGCCAGCAGAGAGGAGGCAGAGGAGGAGAUUGACUUCUUCUUCCCUAAACAGCAGACUCUGGCCAUCAUUAAGCCUGAUUCCAUGGACGAACAUAGAGAGGAGAUCCUGGGGGAGAUCCGUGCUGGGGGUUUCUCGAUAUCUCGGCUGAAGGAGACGGUGUUGUCCAGAGACACGGCUGAGGAGUUCUACAGGGAACACAGAGACAAACCGUUCUACGGCCAGCUGGUUGACUUCAUGUGCAGCGGCCCCUGUAUGCUGCUGGUGCUGACCAAGGAAAAUGCUGUGGAUGAGUGGCGGUCCAUGAUGGGCCCCACAGACCCUGGCCUGGCCCAGGUGACAGCCCCGGGGUCCCUGAGAGCCCGCUUCGCCUUAGACAUCCUCCACAACGCCCUUCACGGCUCCUCCAGUCAGGAGCAUGCCCAGGAGAAGAUACACUUCCUGUUUGGUGAUAUCAUCACCUCAGACGGAGACCUGACCAGCAAUGGGGAACUGGAUCCCACAUCGCUAGGAAAGCAGCAGGACAGUUUUGCAGAUCUCAUGGCUUCAGACAAAUCAGGUUGUACAACUGCAGAAAUGACAGAACAUGUUGAAUCAGGAAGUCCAGAGAGCCAUCAAGAGCAUGUUGAAUCAGGAAGUCCAGAGAGCCAUCAAGAGCAUGUUGAAUCAGGAAGUCCAGAGAGCCAUCAAGAGCAUGUUGAAUCAGGAAGUCCAGAGAGCCAUCAAGAGCAUGUUGAAUCAGGAAGUCCAGAGAGCCAUCAAGAGCAUGUUGAAUCAGGAAGUCCAGAGAGCCAUCAAGAGCAUGUUGAAUCAGGAAGUCCAGAGAGCCAUCAAGAGCAUGUUGAAUCAGGAAGUCCAGAGAGCCAUCAAGAGCAUGUUGAAUCAGGAAGUCCAGAGAGCCAUCAAGAGCAUGUUGAGCAGGCCACAUCCACGUCAGACACACCUAGUGUCACAAGCAAAGAAGGGGAAGGUGAUCAGACACCAGUCUGAAGAAGAAGGAUCGACAGAUCCCCAGGACAGAUCCUCCCCAGUAGAGAUCCCCAGGACAGAUCCUCCCCAGUAGAGAUUCCCAGGACAGAUCAUCCCCAGUAGAGAUUCCCAGGACAGAUCAUCCCCAGUAGAGAUUCCCAGGACAGAUCCUCCCCAGUAGAGAUCCCCAGGACAGAUCAUCCCCAGUAGAGAUUCCCAGGACAGAUCAUCCCCAAGACUCUGAUCAUCCAAGUUAAGACUGGAUGGUCGUCGUCUUUCAGAUAUAACAAAUGAACAAUACCACUUGCAGGGCUGCAGUACAUUAUCAUGUUACUUCAUUUGAAUGUUGUGAAAAAUGAAAUAAAAAUCUUAUUGCGGAUUUUUA
Molecule: messenger RNA, 4141 nt
Organism: Salmo salar (Atlantic salmon)
Lineage: Eukaryota; Metazoa; Chordata; Actinopteri; Salmoniformes; Salmonidae
Source: RefSeq, a predicted model, not a curated record